Mollisia scopiformis is the source of this 3191-nucleotide messenger RNA. RefSeq lists its product as uncharacterized. Lineage: Eukaryota; Fungi; Ascomycota; Leotiomycetes; Helotiales; Mollisiaceae. The coding region runs from base 356 to 2902 and encodes 848 amino acids. Gene Ontology annotation, cellular component: nucleus. The record is from RefSeq and is a predicted model, not a curated record. The transcript has 5 exons. Gene Ontology annotation, molecular function: RNA polymerase II CTD heptapeptide repeat phosphatase activity.
GGAUUCGCGCAGAUGCACCGGUUAUACAACGCUGUAGCUGUACCCCACGCGACAUCUAUGAGAGCUUCCAUAAAGCUCAAAUUGAGAUCGUAGGUCCUUCCAACAGCUUGUAGAUGCCAGAACCUGUGUGCUUGCAAGCUUGCGCAAGCUCUUUUGCAGCUCGCUGCUUGUCCUCGAGUUGUGUGUCUGCGGCCCUUGUAGACUCGUUGGUGCCUCGAGAACUUUGCGCUUCUUCCCUUGCUUGCUCAGUUUUUUGUUGUGUUCAUUUCUUUUACUGACAGGCUUUUUUCGCAGAUCGAUAGAAUAGAAACCGCAUGAUCACAAGAAAGGCGACGGCCGGAAGGAGGAUCACAAGAUGGGAAAGUUACUGAGCUUAGGGACGAAGCUCAAAUACCCCAUUACCAUCUGCAAGCUACUAAAGCAACCUGGCGAUGAGGUUUCGAAACAACAACCGAUACUAGAAUACAAGUUCGAGUGGACCACUACCAUCACUAACGAAUUUGGAGACGAUGAGGAGUUACCGCAGACAACCAUUGCAGGAUGGGACAGUCCGGCCGAAGGUACCUUGACCCGGUGGAAGGUUUAUCAAGGCCAGGUCAUCGAAAAGGAUCUGUCAUUCGUUGAGAUCGAGGAGACAUGCUCCCAUUCCGUCCAAUUUGCUGGUCUCUGUGCAAUGUGCGGGAAGGACAUGACGGAGCGAUCGUGGGCGAGCGCAUCGGAUGACACCAAUAGGGCGACGGUCAACAUGAUUCACGAUCAGACGACGCUUAAGGUUAGCGAGGAGAGAGCAUCAGAGGCCGAAGAGGAAUUACAACGCCGGUUACUAAAGCACCGAAAGCUUUCGUUGGUGGUCGAUCUGGAUCAGACGAUUAUUCACGCCUGCAUUGAGCCAACCGUCGGAGAAUGGCAAAACGACCCUACAUCGCCGAACUACGAAGCGGUGAAGGAUGUCAAAGCUUUCCAAUUAGAUGAUGGACCCCGUGGUUUGGCCUCAGGAUGUUGGUACUACAUUAAGAUGCGCCCUGGACUAUCGGAGUUUCUGGCCAAGAUUGCGGAGAUGUACGAGCUACAUGUAUACACCAUGGGUACCCGGGCAUAUGCGAUGAACAUUGCGAAGAUCGUUGAUCCGGACAAGAAGCUCUUUGGAGAUCGCAUUAUCAGCAGAGACGAAAACGGCAACAUCACAACCAAGAGUCUGGCUAGACUAUUCCCUGUCGACACAAAGAUGGUGGUUAUUAUCGAUGAUCGAGCAGAUGUCUGGCCUAAGAAUCGGCCGAAUCUCAUCAAAGUUGUUCCCUAUGACUUCUUCUUAGGCAUUGGUGAUAUUAAUUCGAGCUUUCUGCCGAAGAGAGAGGAGUUGCCCAAGAUGACACCAGCGCUCAAGAAGAGACAUUCGACAAAAAGCGAAGAAUCGAAUGAGAACGGCGAGACGAAAAGCGAUACUACCACGACAGAGCAACCAAAGUCCAGCGAAGAGAAUGGUGCUUCUAAGCCAGUGGAUGGUAAUCGUGUAAGUGCAUUAGAAGAGUUGGUCAAGAUGGGUGGCGGUGAUGAUCAAGCAUUAAGAUUAGAGCAAGCUGCUGAACAAGAGAAGUUUUUGGAGAAGCAACUCACUGAACGACCCCUACUACACAUGCAAGAACAGCUUGACAAAGAAGACGGAGAAGAGGAUACAACUACCCCGGACGAAACUAAUGGCGAACCGUCGCAAGAGCAUUCACACCAUAGACACAACCUUCUCAAGGACGACGACGUUGAACUUAUGUACCUCGAAAAACACCUCUCUCAACUCCACAAAGCUUUCUAUGACGAGUACGAUAGUGCUCUCGUCAAUGCUCACGGAGGUAGGGUAGCACAACUAAAGCCUGGACACAAGAAGAAAGUCUCGAUCAAGGACGACUCGGCGGAUCUCAAGAUCGUACCUGACAUUGGUAACGUUAUGCCACGACUGAAAUCUAAAACAUUGGCCGGCUGUGUCAUUGUCAUGUCUGGAUUGGUUCCACUUCAAGCUGAUAUAUUGAGGAGUGAAAUCGGCAUUCAAGCCGCCAGCUUCGGGGCUGAGAUUCAGACCAAGGUCAAUCGAAAAGUCACCCACUUGGUCGCUUCGACAAGCAGAACUCGUACUACCAAAGUUCGCCAAGCUGCCAAAUAUCCUAACAUCAAGAUCGUCAAUCAGCAAUGGCUCUUGAACUCGAUGAGCAAGUGGGAGAAGGAGGAUGAGACACCAUAUCUUGUUCAAAUCCACGACCAAGACCGGAUUCGGGAAGAAGGAUUUGAUUCUAGCGCCCCAUCGUCCAUUCACGACUCUGACGAAAGCGAGGACGCAGACAGCGAGGAUGAAGCCGGUGGUAGUCUUCCAGCCAGUCAAGAUGAACUCGACGCUGAAGACGUCGAAGGCCUGAUCCCAGCCGAAAUGGAAGAAGGUCACUCUCCCAUCGAUGAUCUGAAGAAAUUCGACUGGGAAGGCGUCGAUGAUGAGCUGAACGAUUUCCUAGGCGAUGAUGAUGACGACUCGGCGAAUGAUAGCGAUGCUUCGCAAGUCAGCAACGCCAGUCGGUCGAGUAAGCUUAGUGUGAGGAGUAAGAGGGGAGUUAAGAGGCAGCAUGGAGAGACAACGGAUGAUAGUGAGACAGAUGAGGAGGGUGCAUUAUCGAAGAGGAUCCGAACCGCAAACUCGAGAACAACUGGGUUGAAGACCGUAAAGACGCCAAAUAGUAUGGGAAGCGAGAGUAGCUUGCCAACACCUGGUGUCACGGGAGACGAAGAUGAUGUAGAUCAGAUCCCUACCAACGACGAGGAGGAGGAUCUUGACGAAGACGACGAUGAAUUAGAGAAGGAGAUAGAGGCAGCUUUCGGCUCGGACUUUGAGGCUGAGAUGGAAGUUGAGGGCGUAGGAGGUUGAUGGACCGAGGUCUAUCGAUGUUGAAAUAUUAUCUUCUUGUCUAUUACCAUUUUCAUUCCUGCAUACCCCAUGGCGCUACCGGACACUGGCGUUUCAUACCUCACUCUCUACUUUACGGUCGGACGGAUGGAUCGAGAAGCAAAUAUGUGAGGGCAGGCAGGGUAAACUCUUCGUCUUGAGUGGUAGCAUGAACCCAGUCAGCAAGCAAGCAGCAUAGCAUAGGCGUUUUGAAUUGGUGAAGUGGAGCUGGGGGUGAGCAAAUGAAUUGAAAAUGAUUUUGAUCCUCUAC